GCGCGGGCCUGCCGCGCGAUGGUCCGGAGCGAGCUCCGCAGCGCCACGUCCCCGAGCGCGUCGAGGGCUGCUGCCGCGGCCCGCCAGGAGGACCGGGGCGAGCCCGAGCACCAGCUCCUCUUCAGCGCCCUGCAGCUCGAGGAGGGGCCUCGGGUGCCGAGGGCGCCCGAGGAGCGGGAGGGCUUCCGCGCGCUCCUCGAGCGGCUCUCGGGCGCCCACGACGCGGAGGUGCGCGGCGCGGUGGGCCAGCUGGAGUCCGAGAAGGCCGAGCUGGAGAAGCAGAACGGCGUGCUGCGCAGCCAGCUGCUCGAGGUGCGCUGGAAGCUGAAGCAGGGCCAGCCGGCGAGGGACGGGAGGCGGGUGACGACCAGCGCCUGCGCACUCGCUCCACGGGGGCAGCCAGACGAGCCCGCCGCGCCGGCGGGCCUGCCCGGCAUAGUCGACCUCUCGGACUGCGACGGGGUGACCCCCGGGACGCCGUCUCGCCGCCGAGCUCCCCUCGCAAGCCUCGACGAGCGCGAGGCGGAGGGAGAGCGCGGGGAGGAGGAGAGGUCCGGGAGUGGGGAAGAGCUUUUCCCGCCGCGGACUGAGUACACGAAGGAGCUGGGGGACGACACGGUGGAAAGAAGGAACAGCCGAUCAAUGAUGGACUGCCAUCAGUCUUGGACCCUGUCACGCGUGGAGUCGGACUUAUCCCUCAACAGAGGUAAAGGACGAAUCAGCCGACGGUCCUACAGCGGCUUCAUGUCAUUCUACAUUGCGUCGCCCCGCAGUAACGCGCGGACUCUGUGGGAGCUUGUGGGUUGCGUUCUUAUCGGAUGGGAUCUUUUACUUGUUCCUUUAGCAGUCUUCUGCUACCCAGUGGACGGCCUGACAAUCUCGAUGGAGUGGAUCACGCUGAUCUACUGGACCCUGAACAUACCGCAGACCCUCACCGUAGGCUACGAGGAGCGCAUCACGUCGUGCGACACCGCCGUGCAGGGCGCCGCGGCGGUGCAGCUCCUGAAGAACCUGCGCAUCCUGCGCCUUGUGCGGCUCACCAGGAUUGCGCGGCUGAAGAAGAUGUGGCAGAUGGUGAUCGGAGACAGGAUCUACUCGCUGACAGUCAACAUCGUGGUGAACAUCCUCACCAUGCUCCUGCUCUUGCUGGUCCUCAGUCACUUCAUCAGCUGUCUCUGGUACGCGGUCGGCUUCAUGGAGGAGGGCGACAACCGGUGGCUUGUUCACUACAACAUGAAUUUUCCAGAGCGCACCUACACGAUCUCCGUGGUGGUCUGCGCUCUGGUCGGCUUCUCCUACGUGGUCGGCAGCAUCACGGCAAGCCUCGCGCAGCUCCGCAGCGUCACGGAGGAGGAGUCGAAGUUGUUCUGGGAUUUGCGGGUAUAUUUGAAACGCAACGUUGUGGAGCACACCCUUGCGAUUCGCAUCCAACGCUACCUCGCGGACGCAUGGCGUUUCCAGGCUCGCAACAAGUCUUUCUCGCAAAUCAAGAUUCUAUCGAUGCUGUCGGAGCAGCUCCAGAACGAGCUGCUCUUUCAUCUGCACGCGGACCAUCUGAACGUCUACCCGCUUAUCCGCACCCUUCUGGAUGUGUCGUCUGUGACCGCUUUUAGACUGGCGAAAACGGCCAUCUCAACCAAGCAGUUCGCAAACCUCGACCCUCUGUUCAUACACGGCGAGAAGCCGAGCCACAUGUCCAUUGUCAUACAGGGCCGGUUCGAGUAUAAGCGCGUGACCUCCGAGGGGAGGGUGCUCUGUGAGAUGGUCGAUAAGGGCGAGGACUGGAUUGCGGAGCCCGUGCUGUGGUCCACGGAGUGGUACCAUUUGGGCGAUUGCAUCGCAGCGGACACGAGCAGGCUGAUGCUGGUCAGCCCCCACCACUUCUGUGAGGAAGCCAUGCGCAACCCACUAGCAUGGGCUCUUGUUACGCGUUACUGCAGGAAUUUCUUGAAAUGGUUGAAUUCCACCAACCCAGACGAGCUCUCUGACAUCACCCAGGGCGAUCACUUGGACAAGCAGGCGCAGCUCAAGGGCUUCAUGGUCGAGGAGUCUGGCACCUUUGCCAAUCUUGCCACCGCCACGUGAGACCGCCCUCUGUCGCGCUUGG
Prorocentrum cordatum is the source of this 2107-nucleotide messenger RNA. The record is from the annotation of a GenBank genome assembly. NCBI's taxonomy places the organism in Eukaryota, Dinophyceae, Prorocentrales, Prorocentraceae.